Lactuca virosa is the source of this 1665-nucleotide messenger RNA. Lineage: Eukaryota; Viridiplantae; Streptophyta; Magnoliopsida; Asterales; Asteraceae. The record is from the annotation of a GenBank genome assembly.
UCAACAAUAACUCAUUCCUUUCCUACCCGCUUUCUUCAUCAAUACUACUGUUUACUUGCUACCACCAAAACUCCCCACAAGAUAUUCAUAUAACAUACUUACCCUUUCUCGGCGACUGAACUCCAUAAUUCGCAAAUGGAAGACAUAGUUACUGACACCGAAUCAGCAAUCACUACUCCUCCGAUUCGUCAAGUGCUUCUCAUCUCCGCUGGUGCUAGUCACUCCGUCGCUCUUUUAUCUGGAAAUGUUGUUUGUUCAUGGGGAAGGGGAGAAGAUGGACAACUAGGCCAUGGGGAUGCUGAAGAUAGGCUAUCCCCUACCCAGUUAAGUGCUUUGGAUGGGCAAGAAAUUGUAUCUCUUACUUGUGGAGCUGAUCAUACAACUGCAUUUUCAGAGUCAAGUCUGAAUGUAUACAGCUGGGGAUGGGGCGAUUUCGGAAGACUAGGCCAUGGCAACUCUACUGAUUUCUUUAUUCCUCAGCCAAUAAAAGCAUUACAAGGGUUGCGUAUAAGGCAAAUUGCUUGUGGUGAUAGCCAUUGUUUGGCUGUGACCAUGGAAGGCGAGGUGCAAAGUUGGGGCCGAAAUCAAAAUGGUCAACUUGGUUUAGGAACAAUUGAGGACUCUCUUGUUCCACAAAAGAUUGAAGCAUUUAAGGGUAUAACUGUGAAAAUGGUUGCUGCUGGUGCUGAGCAUACUGUUGCUAUCACUGAAGAUGGGGAUCUUUAUGGCUGGGGUUGGGGUCGAUAUGGUAAUUUGGGCUUAGGUGACAGAAAAGAUCGCAACAUUCCAGAGAAAGCUUCAGUUAUCAGCGGGGAAAAGAUGAUUCUUGUUGCAUGUGGCUGGAGGCAUACAAUCUCUGUUUCCUCUUCUGGUGAUUUAUAUACUUUUGGCUGGAGCAAAUACGGUCAACUUGGUCAUGGAGAUUUUAAAGACCAUCUUGUCCCUCAUAAACUUGAAGCAUUACAUGGCCAAUUCAUAUCACAGAUUUCGGGUGGAUGGAGGCACACUAUGGCAUUAACAUCAGAGGGAAAGCUUUACGGAUGGGGAUGGAACAAGUUUGGGCAGGUUGGUGUUGGGGACAAUCAGGACCAUUGCUUUCCUAUGCAAGUCAAAAUUCCAAAUGAGCAGAAAGUAGUUCAGAUUUCAUGUGGAUGGAGGCAUACACUUGCUGUUACUGAAAGAGCUAAUGUGUUUUCGUGGGGCAGGGGUACAAAUGGACAACUAGGACACAAGGAAGCUAUUGACAGAAACAUUCCCAAGAUAAUUGAAGUUUUGAGCAGGGAUGGAUCUAGUGGACAACAGUUAGAAUCCUCAAGGACAGACCCAUCAUCAGGGAAACUUUCGGUGUUGCCAUCUGAUAGAUAUGCAGUUGUCCCUGAUGAAAAUGCUCAAGCCGGGACCAAUGGAAAUGACGCUAGUGUCCCUGAGAACGAUGUGAAGAGAAUGAGGAUCUGAAUUUUGCAAAAUUUCAAAGUUUAGCGUUUGUGGUAUUAUGAUGUUGAGAAAGUUUAAGUAGUAGUGAUUCCAUGUUAGUAAUUAAGAGUUUAUAUGCAUGUUUAUCAGUUAAUCUACCAUGUUAUGUACUUAUGUAAUAUGUAAUAUGUUUAGGUGGUUGUCUUUGCUUUGUUAUCUGAUGUUAAUAAAUAAUAAUUGUGUUUAGCGAUG